Molecule: messenger RNA, 2424 nt
Organism: Salvia hispanica
Lineage: Eukaryota; Viridiplantae; Streptophyta; Magnoliopsida; Lamiales; Lamiaceae
Source: RefSeq, a predicted model, not a curated record
AUGACUUCUAUAACGGUGGUAACCACCAUCCCAGAGAAAAUUUUGAAAGUUAAACAAGAAGUUGAAGCUGAGUUUGGUACAGAUAUCAGCUGGAGUCAUGGAGAAAGCAAUGUUUCAGAUCAGCUCCAGAGCCGCUUCUCUGAGCUGGACAACCGUGACUGGCGUAAUCGUUCUACACAGUUGCCUGCUCCUGCUGAGGAGAGAUCCUGGGAGUCAGUAAGAGACAGGGACCUUGGUGGAAGGUGGCAACAAGAUGCUAACCAGUACAAUAAGCAAGAUCAAACUAACUCACAGUAUGCCAGAUCACAGUUAUCUUCAAACCAAGGGGCUGUACAGACUCUAAUCAAGGCUGAUGCACCAUGGUCUGCUCGAAGGGGUAAUCUAUCUGAGGAGGAGCGUGUUCUGAAAACAGUGAAGGGGAUAUUGAACAAGCUGACUCCUGAGAAAUUUGAUCUUCUGAAGGGUCAAUUAAUAGACUCUGGGAUAACAACAGCUGAUAUUUUAAAGGGCGUUAUCUCCUUGAUAUUUGACAAGGCUGUGUUGGAGCCGACAUUUUGCCCCAUGUAUGCAUUGCUCUGUUCGGACCUCAAUGCAAAGCUUCCUCCAUUCCCAUCAGAUGUGCCCGGUGGCAAAGAGAUUACAUUUAAGCGAAUUCUCUUGAACAUCUGCCAAGAAGCAUUUGAAGGUGCCGACAAAUUGAGGGAAGAGGUCAAACAAAUGACUGCUCCUGAGCAAGAAUCUGAGAAAAGGGACAAGGAGAGGUUAAUCAAACUUCGUACGCUUGGAAAUAUCCGCUUAAUUGGAGAACUUCUGAAACAGAAGAUGGUUCCCGAGAGGAUUGUUCAUCACAUAGUUCAGGAACUCCUGGGACAGGACAGUUCAAGUUGUCCAGAAGAGGAGAAUGUUGAGGCCAUAUGUCAGUUCUUCAACACAAUUGGGAAACAGCUUGAUGAGAACCAAAAAUCAAAGCGUAUCAAUGAUACAUAUUUCAGUCGCUUGAAGGAGUUGGGAGCACACCCUCAGCUGGCUGCACGACUUAGGUUUAUGAUACGCAAUGUUCUAGAUACACGUGCAAACAACUGGGUACCAAGACGUGAAGAGGUAAAAGCCAAAACAAUUACUGAGAUUCACACGGAAGCUGAGAAGAAUAUGGGGUUACGCCCAGGUGCUACUGCUGGCAUGAGAAACAGCAGAGUAAUGGCUGGGGGUCAAGGGGGUCUCUCUCCUACUGGCUUUCCAAUGAACCGGCCUGGUACAGGUGGUAUGAUGCCAGGGAUGCCCGGAGUAAGGAAAAUGCCAGGGAUGCCGGGAAUGGAUAAUGACAAUUGGGAGGUUCCUAGAUCUCGAAAUAUGCCGAGGGGUGAUGGUUCAAUGGCUCAGCCUCCUGCUCGUGCUCAGCCUCAACUGCCAGGGAAGACACCUUCGGUUAACCCACGAUUCCUACCUCAAGGUACCGGUGGUUUCAUGGGUAGCAAAACUAGUGCUCUCAUGCAGGGUACGGGUGUUCCUGCUCGAACUCCUACUGUUGAACCUGUAUCUGAAGCACCUGCGCCAGUUAGACAAGCUCCAGUUGCUGUCAAGCCAUUGCCUCCAACUGCAAAAUUGAGUCUUGACGAGUUCAAGAGAAAGACGAAAUCGCUGAUGGAGGAAUACUUUAGUAUCAGACUUCUCGAUGAAGCAUUGGAAUGUGUUCUAGAACUGAAGUCCCCAGCUUAUCAUUCUGAAUUUGUCAAAGAAGCUAUAUCACUCGCAUUGGAGAAAGCACCCCCAUGCGUCGAACCAGUUUCUAAACUCAUGGGCUACUUGUUUGAAAAGAAGGUUGUUAAUGCUGAUGACAUUGGAACAGGGUGUCUCAGCUACGCAGCGCUACUGGAAGAUCUUGCCAUUGAUUUACCAAAAGCUCCGGCUAAUUUUGGUGAGAUUAUUGGGAAACUUGUGUUGGCAGGGGCACUUGACUUCAAGGUCGUGAAGGAGAUCGUGGCAAAGGUGGGCGAUGACUACUUCCAAAAGGCCGUCUUUGCUGCUGUUAAGAACACUGUGAGUAACGACUCGGCUGGGAAGCAGUUGCUGGAUGCGGAGGCGUCUGAGGUUGCCGCCUGUGAGAGCCUGUUCUAGACCUCGUGCCUUGUUUCGGGAGCAACGCGACUUGCAACCUCAUAGACAAAAUAUGCAAGUGAUGUUGGUUGGAUGGAUAUUUUGCUGGAGGUGGUAAUAGUGUAUUAAUAGAGAGGAAAAGGUUAGUUUUUAAAAAAAGAGAUUUUGGUUACGCAUUGUGGCUAAUCAAGGCCAUAAUCGCCGGAGAAUGGGAUUUGAGAGUCCUCUUGUUUUGUAUUAGUUGUCAAAUUGUUUAUUUCGUCAUGUUAAAUUUUGCUAAUUUUGUGAGAUCAUAAUUUAAUUUUAAUCCAAGAUAUUUUCCUUGCGAUC